This is a messenger RNA of Carassius auratus (goldfish), 2735 nucleotides long. RefSeq lists its product as uncharacterized. The record is from RefSeq and is a predicted model, not a curated record. Bases 129 to 1025 code for a protein of 298 amino acids. The transcript is spliced from 6 exons. NCBI's taxonomy places the organism in Eukaryota, Metazoa, Chordata, Actinopteri, Cypriniformes, Cyprinidae.
ACACGAUGCUCGCAGUGUUUUCCCCCACGCCGACUCCGCCCUCGCCACACCGACUCCGCCCUCGCCACGCCCCCAGCUAUGACUAGAUGCCGACUGUAUCUAUCCCGGAAAUGUGAAAGGGUCCAUCCAUGGCGGCUUACGGUCUGAAGAAUACGUAUAUCUUUAUUUUGAUCGUAGUCUUAGCAUUCUUCGUGCACGGUGCAUCUAAUGUAGGCUCAGACACCGUGUAUGUGUUUGUGAUGAAGGGAGACUCGGUCACUCUUCACACUAAUAUCACAAUGAACCGUCGAGAAAGAUUUAAAUGGUAUUUCAUUGACGAUCUCAUCGCUCAAAUCAAUGGAGAUCUCGGUUAUAACUGCACAUAUGUUCAGUGUAAUAGAAAAGAUGAGAGAUUCAGAGACAGACUGAAGCUGGAUCAUCAAUCUGGUGAUCUUAUGAUCGCAAACAUCAGCACUUCAGAUACUGGAGUGUAUCGACUACAGACCUUCCCAGGCAGACAAAUUAAAAAGGCUUUCAAUGUUGAUGUUAAGGGUGUUUCUGCUGAAAUGAAGGAAAAGUCAGUUAAGGAGGGAGAAUCUGUCACUUUAGACACUCCGGAGGAAAAAAACAACAACAAUUUGCUAAUGUGGUAUUUCAAUGAAACUCUCAUCGCUAAAAUCACUGGAGAUCCAAUGGAGAUCUGUAAAGAUGUUCAGUGUAAAGAGAGGUUCAGAGACAGACUGAAGGUGGAUCUAUUUGGAUCUCUGACCAUCACAAACAUCAGAACCACAGACUCUGGACUUUAUCAACUACAGAUCACCAGGAGCAGUAACCGUUUCAGUAUCACCAGCAUUAAGAGCUUCACUGUUACUGUCACUGAUUCAGGCCUGUCGUUAGCAGCCAUAGCAGCAAUAAUUAUUAUUUUGGUUCUGUCUAUGGCCGCAGCUGCUGUUUGCUAUCGCUACAGACAAUCCAGAAAAACAGACAACAAGGAAAACGUGCCAAGUGUUCGGUUUCAAGUCAUAGGAACAGAUGAAAAAAGAUGAAGGCCACAUGAUCAAAGAGAAUCCCAAGAGGAAGAAAUGUGAAGAUACUGCAGCUUUAUUCUCCAUGCAGCGACUUGGGAAAAAUAUACAUUAUAUUGCCAAAAGUAGUGGGACACCCCCUUCUACUGAAUAGAUUUGACUAAAUUAGGGAAUUGUGUGCUUCUAGUUUUAUAGCAACAGUAUGGACAGGACCCUUUUCUAUUCUAACAUGACAAUGUCUCUGUGUUAGAAGGGGGUGUCCCAAUACUUUUGGCAAUAUGGUUUUUUGUUUACCUCUCUAAGCCCCUAAUGGCUUGUGUUUUUGAGCUGCAACUCGAUUAAAUCUGUUGCAGGUCGCAUUGAUUUAUCAUACAGUUAAUGGAGAUAUUAAAUUAUCCAUUACUGGAAGCAUAGAUACUAUUAGUAAUCAUCUGUAAUUAUUCAAUCAUGUUUUACAGACAUUAUAGUAGAAGCUUACUGUAUAAAACUUUUAAAUCUAUAAAGAGUGACAUAGUUAUUAUAAGAAGUGCCUUUGUUCUACUGGUUGUGAUUAGUUUAAGGGAUAGUUCACCCAAAAAUGAAAAUUGUGUCAUUAAUUAUUCACCCUCAUGUCAUUCCAAACCCUUAAGACCUUCGUUCAUCUUCAGUAUCUUCAAAUUUUUUUUGAUGCAUCUCGUGAGCUCUCUGACCCCUCCAUAGACCGCAAUGGUCCUUACAUGAUCAAUGUCCAGAAAUAUAGCUAGGAGAUCGCUUGUUUAUGUUUACGUUAAUGCUUUGCUUUUAAUGAAAACAAUGUAUCUGCAUGGCGCAGGUGACACAAAUCAGCAUACGCAGUUUACACUCAGUGGACACACUCCAAAAUUGGCGCUAGGGUGAUGCGGAUGAGACGAAUUGUUGAAUAAAGUAAAAAAUAUAUAUAUAUAGGCUAUAUAUUUUGCACUCAAGUAUUCUCGUAGCUUCUUAAAAUUACAGUUGAGCCCCAGAUGUCACAUGGGUUAUUUUACCGAUCUCCUUGCUAUGUUUCUGGACGUUGAUUACAUUGAUUUUACAUUGAGGGUCAGAGAGCUCUCAGAUUCCAUCGAAAAUGUCUUAAUUUGUGUUCUGAAGAUGAACCGAGGUCUUGCGGGUUCAGAACAACAUGAGGGCGAAUCAUUAAUGACAGAAUUGUUAUUUUUGGGUGAACUAUCGCUUUAAGGGCUUGUGGUGGAGGUUUAUCUUCAGCUGUUUCAGAUCUUGUGAAGGUUUGAUGUUUUUGGAGUGAAGUUUCUGAGAAGAGACUGUGCCUCUUCAUGUAACCAAUAAUAGGUGGUGCUUAUCUACAGCUUUUUUUAAUGAAAGAUAUUUUUCUGUUUUUGUUUAUUUUACAAAUAAUCUACUUGUAGCAUUCUUGCUAAAACUUUGCAACACAUGUUUUGUAUUUACUGUGAAAAUGGAAACACUUCUGUAUUCGACACUCAUUUUACAAAUUUAUUCACUUUUCAACAUUUUUAGGUGGCACAGCCAUAUGCAACUUGAAUGUGCAAGACUUCCAGUUCAUUGCUUCCAGUUAUUUAUAGGUGUACAAAAAUGGCCUGUUAUGCUGCUUGAUACUGAAACUGUAUUUUUUUUUUAUUUACUAUCAAAAUCAUAAAUGCACUGGAUUUUAGCACAAUAGUUUUACAAUUUACUGCACUUUAUUGUGGUAGUUAGAGCUGAAAGUCGAUUUUCAGGGAAUAAAGGAUUGUGAAUAAA